AGCAACAUACACUUUCAGAAAAAGCUUUAUAUAAUUAUCGUUUCAUAUUUCACACCUUUGAAGAAAAGAAAAUGGCGUCUAACCAACAAAGCUACAAAGCUGGUGAAACCAGAGGCAAGACUCAGGAGAAGACAGGACAAGCUAUGGGAGCAAUGAGGGACAAGGCUGAGGAAGGCAAGAACAAGACUUCCCAAGCGGCCCAAACAGCCCAACAAAAGGCCCAUGAGACGGCACAGUCUGCAAAAGACAAGACAUCUCAAACUGCCCAAACGACCCAAUCAGCAAAAGACAAGACAUCCCAAGCUGCUCAGACGACCCAAGACAAAGCCCGUGAGACAAAGGACAAGACGGGGAGCUACAUGUCCGAGGCAGGAGAAGCCAUAAAGAACAAGGCUCAAGACGCUGCUCAGUACACAAAGGAGACGGCUAAAGGCGCGGCUCAGUACACGAAAGAGACUGCUGAAGCCGAUAGAGACAAGACCGGUGGGUUCUUAAGCCAGACUGAUGAGCAUGUGAAGCAGAUAGCUAUGGGUGCAGCUGAUGCCGUGAAGCACACUUUUGGGACCGAGGAAGAUGACAGGGAAAAUUUUCCAGGCACAACUACUGGUACUACUAGGACCACUGAUACGACUCAUCAGACUUAUCAGAGGAAGUGAGGAUAACAAGAGAACUAUGUCUGUGUCUUCCUUUUGUUUCUGUAAUACCGCCUAUUUGGUCUUUUGAGUUUCUGUUGUCUUUUGUGUUUGUGGUUCUGUUUUGUUUCUUUAGUUGUGACGGUGAUCCUGGAGACAUCUAAUUUCAAGCCAAUAAGUUUAGAAUGUGAUCCUGUCACACCUUUUGUUUAAGUUCACUUUGUAUUUUUGUCAUAAUAAAAAGUUAGCAAUAUAGG
Brassica oleracea var. oleracea is the source of this 889-nucleotide messenger RNA. RefSeq names its product late embryogenesis abundant protein 76-like. Lineage: Eukaryota; Viridiplantae; Streptophyta; Magnoliopsida; Brassicales; Brassicaceae. Bases 72 to 656 code for a protein of 194 amino acids. The record is from RefSeq and is a predicted model, not a curated record. The transcript is spliced from 2 exons.